This is a messenger RNA of Musca vetustissima, 432 nucleotides long. Its product is annotated as amine sulfotransferase-like. The coding region runs from base 1 to 432 and encodes 143 amino acids. Lineage: Eukaryota; Metazoa; Arthropoda; Insecta; Diptera; Muscidae. Gene Ontology annotation, cellular component: cytoplasm. Gene Ontology annotation, biological process: sulfation. The transcript has 2 exons. The record is from RefSeq and is a predicted model, not a curated record. Gene Ontology annotation, molecular function: sulfotransferase activity.
AUGCAAUUCUUACAUUUAACCGAAUUCUAUUCAUUACGUAAUGAAUCGUGGAUAUUCUACACAAGUUUUGAACGUAUGAAACGCGAUUUACGUCAAGUCAUAUUGGAUGUCUGCCGAUUUCUGAAUCGAACUAUUGAUAAUGAAACAAUGUUGCGAAUGCUUAAACAUUUAUCAUUCGAUGAAAUGAAAAUGAAUCCGAAAACGAAUCAUUUAUGGGAAUAUGAACAGAUACGAAAUAAAUUCGGAAUGGAAUCUGGAAAACCUGAGUUCAAUUUUAUACGCAAAGGAAAGGUGAAUGCUUAUAAGGAAGAGUUAUCCAAGGAUAUGGUGCAAAAAUUGGACAAUUGGAUGGAAGAUAACUUAAGGAAAUUUAAUAUAACAUUAAAUGAAUUGUUGUUGUUAAAUAAUGUAACAAAUGUUGUAACAAAAUAA